Vitrella brassicaformis is the source of this 20209-nucleotide messenger RNA. The record is from the annotation of a GenBank genome assembly. NCBI's taxonomy places the organism in Eukaryota, Vitrellaceae.
CUGCGGUGACGAUGGUCAUGAAUUCGAGCCCCAUUUCUCCAGAUCUUUGCUGGGCGGGAUGCUGGGCGGGAUGAGGUGACCAUUCUGCUCACACACACACCGGAGCAAUGUCGGUGGUAGCCAAGCUCUCGGACGCUGCGCAGCAGUAUCGGCGAUACAUCGCCAACCCGCGGGAGGCAGAUCUCAGCUUCGCCACAACUCUGCAUGGGACCGUGGGCAGCAAGGACAGCCAACCAUUCCACAAGGUCACCGAGGAUGAAAUCGGUGAGUCCGCAGCGACAGGAGGAGGGAAAGGAGAGAUCUGCUCGGCCAUGGACACACAAUGAUGAGUGAAAUGCAUUCGUUGUGCCUCUCUGUCUGUCUGUCUGUCUGUCUGUGUGCGCAGCUGCUCUCAACGAGAGCCUCUUCAACGAGAGCGACGGCCUGCUUCAGUCCAUCCGUGAGCAGCGCACACGCACUCACACACAUACGGGUGCUCAGUUCAUUCACACGCUUUCUUGUUUGUCCACCCGGCCCACCGACGUGCCGCAGGCCAGAGUUGCGCUGACAAGAGCAAGCCGCUGCCGGAUGCUCGUCUGUAUGGCCUCAACACGUGCGCCAAGUUCAUGUGGCGGUGCGGGAGGGACGCCGGGCUGCAGCACCACAUGCCCGCCAUACUGGUGGGCUGGUGGACGGGGCGGCUGACCAGUGCACUUCCAACAGGCCCUGGCCUGGCCAUCCAGCUCACCUGAUGGAUUGAUGUCCGCUCGUGUGUGUGCAGAGGAGCGGGUUUGGGUUGUUCCAGAAGGACGAGUCGAAGCGCGUCAAGAGGGCGGCGCUGUAUCUCAUGCUCGAGGCCAUCAAGUGCAACGCCAGGUGGGUCUGGGGUUCUGUGGGUGAGUGUGGGUGUCCACGCACAGCCAGACAGCAACAGGUACACGUGUCUUGUCUGGACUGGAUGUGUGUGGUGUUUGGCGGGUGUCAGGUGCGGCAGCCCUCUGAGUGCCCAGGAGAUGGAGAUCGACAAGCACAUCGGCAGACUCAUGGAGGAGCUCAAGUCGUUCAGGACCAAGAUGGGCCCACAGGCACAGGGCGCCCUCUACGUUCUCUUCGGUGCGCAUGGCACAUCACAUCCACACACACCUCUCUCUCACGGACAUUCAACCUGCCUCUGCGCGUGUGUACGUGUGUGUUCAGCUGGCAUGAUCGACCUGUAUGACGAUCACUUCUCGCCCCAGCAGCUGAGGGACAUCGCCAGCACCAUCAAGACGGUACGCACGAGCCCACUCAUGGCUCUUCGUCCACGGCAGGGCAGGCACCAUCCGUGUGUGUCGGUUGUGUGUGUGUGUGUAUCUCUGUGUGUGUGUCUGUGUGUGCAGGUUAUGGAGUCCUCCAUGUCGACUCUCUCCAAGGGUUUCGAGCCGUCGCUUAUCGAAGGUGACUGAAUGUAAUGUCAUCCCACAGAGACACACCCACUGCUCGCCUCCUCGUCUGUGUUCAUCAGGGGUUAUGAAGGGCCUCGAGUCCCUCCUCCACAGGUACCUAUGCUGCCCCCCCCCAGCCCAACACACAGCCACGUGCAUCCGCGCGCACCUCACCGUUCCGUCCGUGUGUUUGUCUGGAUGGGAUGAAGGCACGCCGACGCCUUCUUCCCGGCCGACCAGCCCGACCACAAGGACCGCCAGAGGAUGUACACCUUCAUAGAGGGCACGGCCAACUACGUGCAGGGGUCGGGAGGAUCACUCGCACCCAUGGUCGGCAAGCUAAGCGCGCCACACACAGAUGGAGGCGCGAGAAUCAAUCACCCAUCAUUCUGUGUUGGUGUGCAGAAAGCCGCCAUGUCAGUGUUGCGUCGACACGCCCAGCUGUUCCGCAGCCAGCUGCUGGCCGAGCUGAGGGCGGUGCCGGCAUACCGCAAGAAGCGGCGAAAGGAGAGGCUGGCGGCGCGGGAGGCUGCCAAGGAGGCCAGCGGGGGUGAGGCUGCUGCGGCGGCCGAGGGACAGCCGGCGGAUGAUGACGACGAGGACGACGCCAAAGACAGCACCAUCAUAUUCGGUAAGGACCGAUGCGAUGCGGGAAGAGCGAAUGACAGCGCAUCCAUCCGACCACGCCUAUCUAUCGCUGCUGGCUGUUGCUGUGUGGCAGACAAGCUGCUGACUGGAGCGGCACAUAACAAUUCGGUAAGCAAGUGACGGACACCCCCAUCGCCACCAGACACGUAUACUGUCCUCCGUUCUCCUGUCUGUCUGUCUGCAUCAGUUGUAUGCCUUCGCAUGUCGCGAGUGUCUAGAGGACAUUCUCCGCGACAUCUCCCGCUACCUGUCCGACCUCAUGGACCACCAGCCCAAACCUGACGACACCGAGAUCAAAGACGAGGAGGAGCACGGAGAGGCCGGCGCUGAGCACACGGGGGGGGCGGGUCGCAAGCGGAGGAUCAAGCAGGAGGAAGAGGAGGAGAAGAUCGCAGCGCCCACACAGUCACAACUCGCCCUGUAAGCUCGCUCCACCGGCCAGGGUGCGUAUGGCAAGGCGGUCGGUGGGAUGGGUUGGCUGUGUGUGCGGGUGAUGCAGGUCGGUGAAGGGCGUGAAGGCCUUGGCGCGGGGCUACAGGGGCCGGCUGACCAGGUGCCACGAGCUGCUCGGCGAACAGGGACAGCUUCUGCCAGGUCAGUCCCUCGGCUUCUCUGCACCAGUGCCUUCCCUGUGUAUGUGUGUCUUGGUGCAGAGAAGCACCUCAAGACGACGUUGAACUCUUGCAUGGCGAUUGGUCUGCUGGCGCCGGUGCUUGUUCGGGCGGACGGCACCGACUGGGCCAUACAGGCGCUGCACCAAAUACUCGACCUCAUCCACGCGUAGGCGCGAUGAACGGAUGGAUGGACGAAGUGUCUGUGUACGUGUGUGACAUACCGGUGUGUCUGUCUGUCUGGCUGUUGAUGUGUUGUAGGUUGGAGCCCAAGCAGCCAGACACCGUGGCCAUGGUGAGACUUGCGCCGCGAACGCGAACACCACAGCAAUACCUCUGUGUCAUCUCUUUCUUGGGUGCAGUACUUGCCUGGGUUCAUCAAGGCCAUGUCCACUCUCUUGCGGCCACUCACAUCAGUACGUUUGGGCCCAGCAAGCACCAGUAGUGUCAUGCCCAGCCAAGGACAUGUGGACACGUGUUGCUGUGUGGCAGGUGAUUGAGGGCUCCACGUGGGGCCGCGUUGUGCAUGGGGUGGGCGGCCUCUUCACCUGCUUCCACGCCACUUACACUAAGGCACGGCCACGGUUCGCAGAGGCCGUCAUAGAAUUCACACACACUCUGGUAGACCGCCACACACACACACACACACACUCCGUGCAUCCAUCGUCUCUCUGCCGCUUUGUGUGUGUCAGCUGGAUACCGAGGAGCGUUCGCAGCCUGAGUCCCAGUUCAAUGCAGAGGAGUGGCUCGACACACUCAUACAGAGAGGUAGGUCACAGCGUGGCAGCAGCAGCAGCAGCAGCAGGAGAGCCGGCGGCACCACAUGCGGCUCAUGUCCAUAUCAGGCGUGAUGGCGACUGUCGUGGCUGCUCCCGAUGCGCCCAACGAGCUGUCCCCGCUGCUCCGCUUCUGGCAGAUCCUCUUCAAGAACCUCGACGAGGCCAUCGCAAACGAAUACAGAAAGCAGCGGGGCGCCGCCAAGGACGACACCGACGUCAAGAUGGAGGACGGUGACCAUGACGACCAUGACAACGACAUGGACGCCUCCCCCGUCAGCCGCCCACCACCAUCCGCACAGCAGCAGCAGCAGCGGCAAGAGGAGGAACAAGAAAUCGCCCCUGAGGACCGUGAAGAGGAGCUGGAUCUGGGCCUGGGUGGAGGGGGGGGCACGGGCGAAGCGGGGCAGGACGACGAGGGGCCGCCGAGCGCGGCAGAGGGGGACGGCGAGGGAGAUGGAGGUGAAGAUAGGGAGCAGGAGGCCCUGGCUCUCAUCCCUUCGGCGUCGGCAGCCGACCUCACCCUCAAGGAGCGGAAAAGAGUUCGGGCGCUGCUGGCCGAGUCGCUGCUCAAGACCUGCCUGGCGGUGAGCCGUAUGAGUUUUACCAACCAGAUCGCCUUGGUGGAGGACCGCCGCACGGCCGAGCAGUUCAUCACCGAGACGUCACGGCGGGGCCGCAGGGUGGCGGAGGGGCGGCAGGAGAGCCCUGAUGGUGGGAUGACAUCUCGGCAGGCGCUUGUGGACAUCGGCAUUCUCAACGAACAGGCAGCCGCCACCUCACUUAUGGUGGGCAGAAAGAAGGGGUGACGCGUCUGUCUGUUCUGGCGAGGGGGUGGUGUCUGUGGUGUGGGGUGUUGUGGUGUAGGUGGGUCAUCUGGCCAUGUUGAUUGAGGGCGUCUUCAUUGACAGGACACACUACCUCAUCCCGUGGUUCGAAGCCAUAUCUCCAUCCAUCCAUCCAUCCGUCCAUCCCCAUGUGUGCAUGUGUGGUUUGUGCGUCUGUGUCAGGGUAGAGCAGUAUGUUCGGCUGAGCUAUAAGUAUCUGGAGGGCAUUGCAUUCACCGACUCCCUCCCGCCACUCGGCCUCUUCACCAUGCUGCACUGCCUCAUGCGGCCUCUCGCCAACCACAUCAACCAGUACCCACCAGAGAAGGACAAGGUCUUCCCGCUCGCCGUCCGGGCCUACCUGGGGAGCUUCCUGGCGUCGGUGGUCGAGUGGGCGCCCCAGUAUGAGAACGAGCUGCUGUGUGAGGCGCUGCGGAUGGUGCUGGCCGCGCCUCUCACUCUGCUGCCCACACAGAAAUGGGUCGACCUGGGUGCGCUGGGCAAUGGGUGGAGGGACGGAGAUGUAUAUUCCUGGUGCUAUUUGUGAGCUGUGGUGUCUGUCGUGAUAUGGGUCAGUGUGUCGCGCUUUGGAGGAGGGUCUGACGUACCGCCCCCUGGCUGAGCUCGUCCUCAGCUCCCUGCAGACAUGGAAAGACACCAAGUAAGUACGCCGCUCUGGCGGGGAGGGAGAGUCUCAUAGAUGUGCAUUGUAUCUGGUGUGCCUGCCUGCGCGUGUUGUGUUGGUGUCAGGUCGGAUUUCCUCAGUCGUGGUGAGCUGCAGGUGAUCCUGCCAUGCUUCUCCCCUUACCUGCGCGAGGAGACCAGACAAGGUCAGCAACCAUUGUGUUCUUGGCGACCCUCUCACUCCCUCCCUCCCUCCCUCCCUCUCUCUCUCCGUGUGUGGGUGGGUGGUUUCUUUGAUGGCUCAGAUGCUGACUUGGAGGGCCAGGUGACGACAGCCGAGUUCCAGCGCGCCGAGCAGGAGCGCCAGAAACAGCAGGCAAAGAAGAAAGGACGACAAAACGAGGAAGGUAUAUAACACGACGCACACCAACACACCAAUACACCAUCACACACGGGCUCCCUCCCUUGCAAACAUGCAGCCUUCGAGUUGCGCCUUGUCCGUUUCCUGGGGGACCUGGGCGGCGAUGCCCACUGGCUGGUGCCGUCGCAGGGGGGCCGGCACACGCUGCCCAAGCUGACCCAUCCGUCAGGUCUGGAGGGAGACUGCAAGGAGCUGCAGGUGCCACUUCACCUCAAGAGCCACCAGGUCAAGGUCCCCAUCGAAUACCUUCUCCAGAGGGCUGCAGAGGUCAGUCAGUCAGUCAGUCAGUCAGUCAGAAGACAGGCAGGCGACUGACUGACCAGCAAUGGAAUGGACCCAGCCGUCGACUCGACCCUAGCUAGUGUUUGUGUGCAGGUUGCUGAGGGUGCGAGCGACCGUCAGCUGCGUGCGUCUGCGACUGAGUUGGUGCAUGCCCUGACGCACUACUUCAUCGGCAAGAUGAACCGCGAGCAGGACCAGGACAGGCUGGCCAAGCGGGAGGAGGCCAUCUACCGAACCAUCUUCCCGUGCAUACUCAGGUCACACACACAGAAACACACAUAGGCAGACAGACAAGCAGCCGCCCGGCCGACGGCUGCCUGCACUUGUCAGAGCGUGUGUGUUUGGCGUGUGGUGGUGUGCAGGUUGGGAUGCUCUGCCGACGCCGCUCCGCGGAAUGUGAUAGGCGACCUGCCCCUGCAGAUUGUCCGCCGAAUCGUCAUGGUGGCAUCUACCAGGCACAAAGCGCGGGUGGGCAGCACACACACACCCACACAGAGCAGCAGCCGACAUGAAGAUCGCGGGUGUGACAAUCAUGGUAUGCAGAACUUGGUGGCGCUGCGAGAGUGUCUGACAGAGGUGCUGGGCCACCCGACCAACGCCGGACUGCGUCGCCUGGGUGCCCGGUGCUACGGGGAGAUGGUCAAGUACAUGACUCGGCACACCGACGGGGACAUCGAGAUCCGCCUCAACACUCUCAACGACUCCAUGCAGCAGCUCAUGUCGCUCAUGGGUGGGUCGGUCGGUACACAGACAUACACACACGACACGGAAGGAGAGAGGCUGGACGGCGGGCCAUGUGUGUGUGUGGGCACUCAGCCCAUCCUGAUCCGUUUCGUCGUCUCGGUGCGCUUGAAACGCUCGAGUACCUGCUGCCCUCCAUUGAGAAGCGAAAAGACAUGGUCAAGACGGCACACACACACAUUCACACAGACACAGAGCAUCCCUCCCUGAGUUGUCAGUCAUGUGUGUCGUCCAUCCAUCCAUCCAUCAGAUGUUGCUGUACGGCUUGGAGCUCUUCUACCGUGUGGUCAACUGCCUGGUUCUCGCUCACCAGCCCUUCCACCGAGGCAAGAAGACCCCAGGCGCCACCACCUCCUUCACGCUCACCCUCACCGCCCCCAAGGUGGCCGCACUGGGCCGCCGACUGCUCACUCUCAAGAACACCGGCCUGCUGGACAUGUCGGAGCACCUCGACCGCGACCGCACCGCCAAGGAGCUGAUGGAGAUCCUCAAGAAGUCCCCGCAGACCUUGCCGUGGCGGGAGGAUGUCGUCACUUCGUCGCGGCGGGUGUUCAAGUCGCUUGGUGAGAUGGCAGCAUGGCUGUGGCAGCAGUGCAUGGCGGCCCCCGAGGCCGUCUCACGCGCAUUCUUCUGCCGCACGCUCGAGGACCUCUACGGCACUCCCUCUUCCCUCCCGUCCGCCUCGACAUCCCUGCUGUCAUUCCUCGACUCCAACGCCCUCAAGCGUGCCCUCCAGGAGCACCACGCCACCCUUCUACAGUGCACGGCAGAUUCUGACCAGGACGACCCGGCGGUCGAGCAGGCCCUGCGCGAGCUGACAUCGCUGCUGCACGCCUUGGCAUGGCUGUGCGACAGGGAUGUGAUUGAGCACUUCGGCAUCUCCGGGACGUUCGACCGCGCUGCCGUCAUCCCGCAGGUCCGCCACCUGCUGCUGAGUGUGAUCCGGCGUGACAGUCGUGCAGCGAUGCCUGGAGGCGGCAAGGGUAUGGCGAGUGCUCGCCAGGGGUUCUGGGUGGGUGUGGUGAUGCUGAUGCGGCAGGACCUGCCACUCGACGGCAGGUCGCCCAUCGCUAUCAUGCCCUGGACCGGAGAGGGUACGCUGAACACGCCGGCAGACCACGCAGAAUGGGCUCAUCUGGUGUGUCUGUAUUCCUUCCUUUGUAGCUACGGUGAGUGACGUAGAUCGCCUGUUGGGUGUUUUGGUGACGGCCAUGAUGGCGCCGGCAGAGCUGGGGUUCCCGGCGUAAGGGACGAGAGAGAGACCACACCGCACCGGUGGACACACCUGUACAGCGCACUGCCGUGUUUCUUUUGUUUUCUCCUGCAGGAGUGGCAGGGAGCGUGACGUCCUCCUGCGUGUAUGCCGCGGUUUCUUCAAGCGGUACCUGGCCGACAAGGAUGGCCGCAGCUUCAAUGACAUCCUGCAGAAAUGGUCAGAGCGACGAUCGACGCUCACGGGAGGGAGACAAACAGGCAUACAUACGACGGACGGUGUGCUGCCAUGUGUGUCUUAUUGUCUUAAGGUAUGCGGAUCAUCCCUCGUCCGACCUUUUGCGGCUUGUGCGUCAACAGGGCCUCGACAACACCAUGGACGCCGAUGCUCCGCCAGACUCACCACUCUUCGACGACUUCCUCAAACAGCUCGCCGCCGCCGGACAGACGACGGACACCACAGCCACAGCAGCUGUGCUCUCCUUCGUCGGCCUGGAGGAGUUUGAGCACUACAUCGAUGCACUCGAGGCCAUCCAGCACGCCAAGGGCCAUCUCUACGAUUCACAAGAGGACAGGCCCCUCGUGCAGGCGGCCCUGCGGCACGCGUCCAGCACACUGGAGAAGCUGGUCCACCGGAAGGGCGACACAAGCACGUCGUCGUCCGCCACAGCCCUGGGUGGCCGCUUCCGCAUCGACCGGUACAUGGAGUGUCUGUACCGAUUCAUCCUGCUGUUCAUCAAGGACCCGACAGAGGCCGACACAAUGACGGAUGAGGCAGCGUCGAGCGGCGGGUGGGUCGUGGAUCGCGACGAGGGCAUGGGCAUGUUGCUGCAGCUGAGUCAGCUGCCGUCUGCUCGUGUGCGGUGGGAUGCGCGGCGGCGGUGGCUCGAGGAGGUGCGACGCGACCCCAGACGGGCCUUCGAUCUCUGGGCCGCCAAGGGCGGACAGCCACGCGUGAGUCGAGUCAACUCACCGCCACUUCACUUACAGCCCGCAAACAGACAGAGCGUGUGUGUGUGUGUGUUUUCAUGUGGACAGGCAUUUCUGAAGGUGUUGCGCGACAUGGUCAAGCUGGCGUGCCAUGUGACAAUCCCUGACGCCAAGAUCGCCCCUCCCCCACGUGCCAAUGAGGACUUCAUCAUUCCAUCGGCCACGAGCCACCCCGACUGGUCGGUGGGCUUGGCCUGGCUGCUCAUCGAGGGGCUGCCCGCGCUCAAGCCCUAUGUGGAGAGAUGCACCAGCGAAGAUCUGGACAAGCCGCAAGAGGCCACACCGCCGGAGCGCAAACGCAUCAAGGUGGGCGAAGCAGAGCGGGUGGUGUGAUGGGACCUGCAUGACCCGAUUUGUGAUAUCGUGUGGUUCUGUGCUGUGCUGUGCUGUGCUGUGUUGCGUGUCAGAGGGAAGAAGACGCUGAGGAGCCACCGAGCCAGGCCGAGUCAGCCAAGGAGAGCCCCCCGUUCCGGCCAUGCCGCGACUUCCUCCCGCUCAUCGCUGCCAUCCUCAAUGCGGCUGCCGAUUGCCCUGUGCUCUUGACUGCAUUCGCCGCCAAGUAGGCCAACAGAGACCAGCACAGGCGGACCAAGUGGUGGGUGGGUGACAUGUGAAUGGUCUGUCCCAUGUCUGUCAGUGAGGGUCUGUUGGAGUGGGUCAUAUCGUUCAUGGAUCGUGUGGUCGGCUCGGGCGCACAUGUGGGGCUGUCGACGCGCUCCCUCAUUGUCAAGGCCAUACCCACACUGAUAUUCCGGUAGGUGGGAUUGUGGGCAGCAACGACACACACACAGAGAGGUGUGUAUAUGACGCGUUGCGUUAUUGCCUUUCUCUCCAUUGGUGCUGUGCUUGCAGAAUUCACCUGGUGGGAAUAGAGCUGUCUGAGCGCCUGCCGGCCGAUGGCAUCGACACCAGCGGCAGUGGGCUGGGUGCAUCCCUCCGUCGGUGGGCGUCAGGAGUGUCAUCCGACCGCCUCGCUGAUGUCGUGAAAUCGAUGAUCGAGCGGCUGGGCGACCAGCUGCGUUUCCCAAUCAGGGUGAGAGAUCGAGGCAGCACGACACGCCGCGACGAACGAUGCACCUUCUCCCUUGCUGUGUCCUCUCAGUCCGACGAGAUCCCCACUGUCGAGGAGGAUCGUGCCUUCCAGGCCCUCCUGGGCGCCCUCUUCACGGCCAACAAGCUCUCCCUCCACCUCCCCGCCACCAUGUCCUUCGCAUUCAUCCCCUCCACCCGAGCACCCCCCUCGCCCCCCACCCUCCCUCCCCGGCUACUGCUCUCUCUCGUGCAGGUCUUUCUCCGCGAGAGGAAGCCGGAAAGGGGCACCAGCAGGGGCGGGAGGCGGUCCAACCGGUCGGCUUACUACGAGCGCUUCGAUCAGUUCCUGCGGGGGUACAUCUUCAUGGCCGCGAAGUCUGAGCGGAUGGCGAGGGCGGUGUUUGACCACUGCUGGAAGGCGUUCGAAGCUCAGAGUCCCUACAAGAUGGCCAACGGCAGGCCGGAGAGCGUGUGCAUUGAGCUGAUGGAGAAGAUUGCACUGCCGCUGCUCUGGGAGCUGCCGACGUCGCUCAACAAGGUGACGUUCUCACAGCAUACACACCAACAGAUGGAUGCACUCUCCGCUCCCUUGGUUGCGACCAGAGUUUGUGGGUGUCGUAUUGGCGGUCGAUGGAGCGGUGGCUGCCGAUGCAGGACAAGGACGAGAAGCUGCCGGGUGCAAUCGAGCCGGAGAAGUACACCAUGCACGUCUGGAGCCGAUCCGUGGUGCUCGGCAUCAUGGAACUACUCUUCUGUCGGAUACCACAAGAGGUCAGUCAUCGCACCGCGCCAGGCCGCUCGACAGCAACACCACACACACACACACAGUGGGUGGGUUGUCCCUCAGAGCAUCCGCCGCGACGUGGGCGAAGAGAUCGCCAGGAGGACUCAGGGGGCGGUGGACAAGAUCCACAAGCACGUCAUUAAGGCCGCCAGCAGGGCCCGCAAGUACCAGCCACCCACGGGGCUCAGAAUCGACGAAGAGAUACUCCACAGGUAAGUGUGUAAGCAGACCAGACGACACACAGACACACGAGGCGCCACACAGAAACACGGGGCGCACCUUGUGUGCUUGUUGUGUGAAUCCAUAUGUAUCAAUCAGGCUACACAUCCGUGCGCAGGGGUGUCUGACGGCCGCGAUAUGCGCCACUCAGGACGACGAGAAGACCUACGGCAAUAUCCUCAAGAAUGCGCCGUGGGCCCACCUCAUCGGCAGAUACGACAUCAACGACCUGCAGUGGACCAAAGACAGGUCAGCCAACCAACCACACGCACACUCACACACACAGAUGGAUGGAUGGAUGGUUCUCCUUCUGCAGGCGUCCAUUCACUGUCGACACGAACUUCGAGGAGGUGCAGCGACUGGGCUACACCUUCCAGCCCUACCCCGUGGUGGCUAAGGGUAAGGGUGUGUCAGCCAGCCGCAACAAGGCCGUCAAGUUCAUCAGGGGACUCGACGAGGCCGCCAUGGGAGCAAUGGAACCAGGUAGCACACAGAAAGUGGGGAGGCAAAGGUGGAUACUCUGUCGACAGAGGCUCGUGUCUAUGUCGUUCCUUCCUCAGGAGGCGGUAGUGCCCAGUUCUUCCUUGAUCAGGAAGCCGGCAGCAUUACCCAGUCGUCCAUAUUCGGCGCCCCCACCUCUCUGCGCCCAUCGAUGGCUUCCCAGCGACCGCCAUACCUGGCCUCCCUCCCCGGCAGCCAGAACCUCCUCAUGACGGCCGCCCGACAGACAGCCGAGCAGUCGCUCAAGUCAUCGAUGCUCUCGCAGGUCAAGUCGUUUGCACAAGACAAGGACAGGACGGCCUCGCAGAAGUCGCUGCUGGCCUCACUGUCGACCUUGACGAGCGCUGCGGGCGGCGGGGGCCGCGAGGGGCCGGCUGAGAGGGGCGGGGGGGAGGCAGCUGGGCGGGCUUGGGUGCUGCCGAUGAGUCAGAGUGACGGCGAUGCGCGGAUGUGGCCUGGGUGGGAGGGGGAGGUGCCCGUCGACCCCAAGACACUGGCGGUGCAGGGGCUGAUGCUGGGCAAGGCCUUCCAGGGCAGCGCCGCAUCGCCCGCUGGAGGCGAUGCCGAGCACUCCAUCGACUGGAGGAAGGUCAGCCAACAUCACAUCACAUCACCAAUGGCCGGACGACAUUGAUGUGUUGUGUGUGCUGUGUUUGUUCUGUGUGUAGGAUUGGAUCGACAGGGACUGGCUGUACGAGUGGCCCAUUGUGCCCCUGCUCCUCAAGACCAUCGACGUCAUGCAGGUGCGCUUCGGAGCACAGUGGGUGCCCCCGCCACCACCGGCACCUCAACAGCUCCCGGCAGCAGCAGCACCUGCGGCAGCAGCAGCACCUGCGGCAGCAGCAGCAGCCAACCAGGGCAAGAAGGAAGAGCCCAUCGAGCCAUACAAGGCCGAGCAGCUGCCCAACUCCCUGCGGUCGCUGAUCGAUGCCGCCACGAGCCACAACGCUGACUUUGGUCUCAAGCUGGUGCUGCUGCGGCUCAUCGUGGCCAGACAAGAGGUGUGAGGAGAGAGACGGGCUCGGCUGGGUGGCUGGGUAGGAUGUGGCAUCGCAUCUGUGUAUGUGUGUUUGACUGACAGUUCUUCAGGCCGUUUGCCGGCCACCUGGUGUCGUUUAUGUGCCUGACAUGCCUCGACGAGAGGUUCGACGCAAAGAUGAAAUUCCACUACUUCUUCAGGUACACACACACACACACACACACACGUACGUGUGUCAAUCAUCGCGCUCCUCUGUGUGUCGGGUUGUCUCCACUGCCCACAGGGACGUGUGUGAGGUGCUGGUGUCGUGGCGAGGGUACCCCUCCCACCGGCAGCAACAGGACCACGCCAAUGGCCUGCUGCAGCAGAUAUGCCGAGUCGCCGCACACCCCAAGCCCUUCUGGAUGAGACUCCACAUGUGGAUCAUCCGCUACCUCGUGGAGCAGUGGCGGUCCUUCAUCAAACCCGACAGCGCCACCAUCCUCAAGCUCCUGUGGCACACCAAGAGUGUCCCUCUGGAGCACAUCGCCGCUUACCGCCUCGCCGGUCUGCACAUCAGUGCCAUCUAUGUGGAACACGGCAACACGGACCCCACCGAACACCUCGCAGCCUCCGAGGGCGGCAAGAGCAGCAAAACCCUCUUCUACGAGGCCCUCGUCCGUAGCAUGGCCGUCGCCAAGAGGCCCCUGUCGAUGAAGGCCGCCGACGUGAUCGGCACCGUCCUCAAGCACUUCCCUGACGACGAGCUCGAGAGCCUGACGUACACUGCGCUCGAGAAGCUGUACCGCUGCACACCUCCGGUGAUCGCCAACAGGGGUGGCAACCAGCCGAAGAACAACAUCACCUACUGGGCCGGCAACGGCCCGCCCGCCAAGCCGACGCCGACGGAGAAGUCCAGCAGCAUGCUGGCGUGGGCAUGGUGCCUCGAGUUCAUCACGGACAACUAUCCCCUGCUGCUGGUCGGUCCGCCAGGGUCUCAGGCGCGGAAGCUCUUCAAUCGUGUGAUGCAGGAGACCACCAACCCCCCUGGCGGGUCGCGUAAUGGUUCGGGGGUGCAGAAGAUGCUGGUGCAGACGUGGGUGCACGUGAGCGAGAUGAAGGUGGAGCAGCACGAGGAGGCGGGCAAGCAGAUCGCGCGCUUCAGCAGGGCGGCUGCUGACGAGAUGGGCGAGAGGGAGCCGUACGAGCGGAUGCAGCAGUGGCUGGAGGAGAGCAUGGGCGAUCUCAUGAUACAGCUCAGCUCGUACCAGGGAUGGGCUACCCUUCUGGCCAACAAGUGAGUGGCGCGCCAGCCGACACACUACUGCACUCACGCAGCCCAUCCGUCUCUCUCUCCAUGUGUGUGUUCACUCCCUCUCACAGGGAGUGUUCGAUAAAGGUGGCGGCCGGGCAGCUGUUCAAGGCGUCGAUGGCACGCGUGAGGAAGCGGGACAUGGAGAGAGAGACCGACGCCUUCUCCACGGCACUGGCGGUCAUCGCGCAGGAAUUCCCAGACCCCAAGACCGCCGACGACGGCUGCCGAUCGGCCUGCCGCGGCCUCUUCAUCGACAUAGCCACUUUCGCCAUACAACACAACCCCAUUUACAUCGUAAGUGACCACACCACAGCACCAGACCACACGAGACCUAUUGAUUUGAUGGUACGGAUGCGCCGUUCGUUCGUUCGUCAGGACUCUGAUGAGGAGAUGGUGAGUCCCGUGGAGCAGAGCAUCGUCUACCACUGCAUCCGGCUGCUCUCCACUGGCACGCCCGACGACCGCAAGGCCCUCCUGGGUCUGCUGGACCACCCCCCCUACCUCGACAGCACCAUGCGCCCAGACCCCGACGCACGCCACCGGCUCUCGCGCCUAUUCCGUCUCUUCCAGGCCACCACUGGACCAGAAGGCCGGGUGCUGCCGCAAGACCUCCUGCAGACCACCCUCAACCUGCUGCUCUAUGACGCCCAGCAGGAGCCGAGCUACGACGACCCAAAGGGCAUCUUUGACUACCCUCUCGACGCCAGCAAGAGGUAUCGAGAGCGGCCCGUGACGCCCUACUGGUCGGCCUCAUCCAUCGGCACACAGGGGGCGGCCCUUGGCGGGCGGGGCGGCGGGAGCCACAGCUCGUCGUCAUUCGUGUCGCCCCUCCUCCUUGCAACACUUGAGGAGAGCGGCUCUGUCGGGGAGCGGGACGCCACCUCCCAGUGCAUAAUCGACAUCCUCACCGGCAGUCUGGCCGUCUCUGACCAGCCUGAGGUCAAGCGGGAGGCCCCCAGCUCCCAGGCGUCCCAGGGCGACCGGCACGGCACGCUCUCAUUGACCGGCCGGGCGGGAUCGGUGGCCACGCCCCCGUAUGACAUUCAGCGGCUCAUCGGCAGGUCACAGGGGGGCAGCGGCAGCCAGGGAGGGGGGGAAGGUGCGGUGGGUGGUGGUGUGGGCAUGACUGUCAAGCAUACUCGGCACCACACGGGGACGGAGCAGCAGAGUGAGGCGGCUCGUCAAUUCGGUGAGCGGCGGAAGCGGCUGGCGUUUGAGCAGGUUGAGAGGCAGAGGGACGUCAAGCAGAAGAAGGUCAAGAUACUCCGCAAGUACCGCGAGGGCGAGCUGCCUGACGUCCAGAUUCGCAAGAGGGACCUCAUCGAGCCGCUGCUCUCCAGCUGUGCAGACCCGCCACUCGCAUCCGAACUCAUGAAAGGUGCGCAAGGCAGCCGGGGGGGCGCACGUGUACUUCUGCGAGAAGGCUCACCUGUCUGUCUGUUUGCCUGUGUUUGUUGUGCAUAGGCGUGUUUGUGAAUCUGUUCAAUCAGUCGACGGCCGACAAGGGUAUGCUGCUGAUCCACGCCUUCCAGUGUCUGCUCAACUCCACCGCACGGGCCCUCUCGUCCCCCUCGGCCUCCACCCCAUCCCUCACCACGUUCCUGCACCGACUCCUCCUCGCCCUGCCGUCAAUGCUCUCGCAAUCCCCAGACCCACACAGCCUGCUCGACACCCUACAAGCGGGCGCCCUGGUCUCGCUCAACUGGAUGUCUGCCGCCCUCAUCAUGGAGCAGCACAUCUCACACAAGGCCCAACAGGGAGACGUCAUCGCGAUGGCGCGCGGCGGGCUGCCCAUGAUGGGCGUGUGUGUGUCGGCGGAUGACCGGCCCGUCAUGAGGCAGCUGUACUACCUCUACGGUCUGCUGCAGGAGCGGUACAUGCAGCGGGGGGCGCUGGACCUGCUCAGCAUCAACAAGCAGGUGGACGCCAAGCUCAUGAAGGGCCUAGAGCAGGUGGCACGGCAGGAGUACAAGGCCGCCAAGGCCACAAUGAGGGAGCUGGACGCGUCGGGGUCACUGGCCGAUUGGGAGAGGGGGCUGUGGGAGGAGGGCAAGGUGCAGGCCCUCACCGGGCUGAGGGAGUGGGGCAACAUCGCCACACAACAGCGAUUAGAAGCGGGUCUGAGCUUCGAGAAUGUCGGCGACAUUUCCCUGCUGUCGGACACAGAGACGGCCGAUCUCGCCCUCCGCCUCAGCAACGCGGCCCCCGUCCUGCGGGCCGUCGUGCAGAUCACCGUCGAAGAGCCCAAGUACGCCGACAACGAGUUUUUUGCCGUCACACUGCGGAAGCUCAUCGAGUAAGCAAAGGCUGAGGGGUGUCGGGAUGGGGCGAGAUGAAUAUUGUCCUGUGGUAUCCCUCCCUGUUUAUUUGCUACAGGCAGAUGACGGGCUCCUCGUCUGGUGCCACGAUGAAGCUGUCGGGUGCGGCUCCGUGUGACAUGUUCCACCUGCUGGCUGCUCACGCCACGCUUCAGGCCGACUACGACAAGGCGCAGCAGGUGCUGCUGCACGGCUACACGACCGUCCAGCAGCUGUGGACACGCCUCUCGCCGCUCGCACUCCCCGCCCACCACUCGCUGGUCAGCAGCAUCGCCCUCCUGCGUGAGCUGGAGCACUUUCUCCACUUCAUGACGGGCAAGAGCGUCCCCGGCACCAAGGUCGUCAAGGUGGACCACCCUGGGCAGGUCGACAGAGGGGUGCAGUGCCUCGAGUGGCUGGAGCAGCGGUGUGACGCCACCAGCCUCUCCUUCACCUUCGACCCCUUCGUCGCAUGGGCCGAUAUGGGCAUGCUCCGCUGCUUGGGGGUGCAAUACCACAAUGGCGUCGUCACUGGCAAGGGGCUGCCGGAGGGGCAGAGGGUGGUGGACCUCGACGAGCGGCAGAAAAAGAUGACGGCCCGCAUCCACUUUAGUGUGGGGUCGGCCGCUCGCAAGCUGGGCAACCUGGAGGGCGCGAAGGCGCUGAUGGCCAAAUCGUUAAGCAUUCACAAGGACAAUAGCAACCCGCUGAUGCCCAAGGAGACCAUCAAGACCUUGCUCAAGGAGGCAGACCUCCAGGAGGACCUCGCCAAAGUGGCACAGGUGAGUGAGUGAUGGGAGACUGACCAGCAAGACGCGCAAGCCGCCUGCUCGUCUGUCUCCCCUGCCAUGCAUUAUGUGUGUGUGCGCUGUGCCCUGUGUUGUUUGUCAUCAGUGCCUGACGAAGGUCGCGGGCGGUAUCGCCAACAAUGACCCCACCACACACCCCGAGCUCCACACGGCUUUCCGCCUUAUCAAGCUGCGCUGCCUGCUCACCCAGAACUCCAUCAACAUCCGACGGGAUUCGAUGCCCGAGGACCCCCGACCCCUCUGGCAAGACCUCGUGGACACGGCCAAAUUCCAGCUAAUCAGGACAGACGGCGGCCACACCGACACACAGGCCAUGAUCGACCUCCAGGAUGCUGCCAGCCCAGGUCAGUCCGGUACGAAGCUCCACGGCGCCGCGAGCUGUGCCAAGGCCCUGCUGCAGCUGGCGGACGGAGCGGAUCAGCUGCUGCGGCACUAUGAAGAGAGGGAGGUGGUCGAGGGGCCAUGGACGGCCGACGCCCGGAAGGCACAGACCUUCUGUGUCCUCAAGCUGCUGCACGGCGGGGAGGGGGUCGGCUCCCGCAGAUUCGAGCGGGCACAUGCGCAGCUGCCCCGUCUGCUGGAGAUGCUCGCGACGCAUGGCAGCGAUGUGUCGGACAUAUGGGCGCAUUUCCGUCCCUUGCUGCCGGUGCAUCUCUAUCUGGGUUGGCUCAACCAGCUGCUGAGCUGGGUGCCUCGGCUCGAGCGUGUGGGGCAGGGUGAGGCCUGGCGGGAGGUCUUGAGCAAAAUCGCUGAGGCCUACCCGCAGGCACUCUUCUACCCGCUGCAGGUGCGCAGCGCAAUACCUACAACAGACAGAGACGACAGAGAAAUGCUCACACGUUCCGUUCCCGGCUGAUGUGUGGGUGCAGGUGAGUGCCGAGGCGGCCCCCAAGAGCUCUCUGCUGCAGGAGCUUCUCGCCAUGAUGAGGCGGCAGCGUCCCCUCCUCGUGUCCUUCUCACAAGCCAUCGAGUGCCUCAUGGUGCCCGAACUGCGCGCAGUCGGACUCUUCCUGAAUGAUAUUCUCACACACCUCGCCCUAAUGACCAAGGCCAAGUCGGGAGAUGCCAGGGACAAGGUCAGCCCGGCACACGACAGCCCGACGGCCCAUCCUGGUCACACAAGCAGUAUUUCUGCCAUGUCAUGGGUUCAGGCAGGUGACGAGGCCCGGAGGAAGGAGCUGUGGGAGGGUUUUGUCAAGUCGUGCGCGAUGCCGCAGCAGCACUUCGACCAGAUCGCGGGCCGUGAGGGUGCAGGACUGGGCAACGACCAGCUGGUCUUCUCAAAGGGGCUCAAAACCGUCAGCAAUGCACACGAACAAAGCACCUCCGUGUUCACAUGCCGUCUUCCUGUUCGUUCAUUGCUGCAGAAAGUCGCUAUGGCCCUCAGAGUCCAGUCCCUCCCCUCCUCCCCCUCCGCCCUGCUCCAGACCCUCAGCACAGCAUUCAUGAAGCUCAACCCACACCAGGCACACCAGGUGGUGGACAAACUCAUACGGGAGAUCAACACAGAGAGUCACAAGAAGAAGCUCCAGUACCAGGACAAGCGCAACACAGAGGACGUGUGCGGCUGGCUGACGCGGGGCGACGGGUACUCAGCGGCCCUCGAGAAGCGGGCGUGGGGCGAGCGGAAUGAGCGGGGGCUGCUGGAGGUGCCCGGCCAGUACGGCGCUGGGCUGAGGGCCCCUGACACAACCACCCACGUCAAGGUCGUCAGAUUCGACACUCAGGUGAAGUCCGCCUGCCGGAGGCGAGGCCGCAGCGACUGUCUGUUGUAUCUGUUCGUGUGUGUGUGUGUGUGUGUGCAGGUGCGUGUGUUGGCGUCGAAGCAACGUCCCAUGAAGCUGGUGCUGCACGGCAACGACGAGCGGGAGUACCCCUUCCUGGCCAAGGGGGGAGACGACCUCAGACUCGACCAACGCAUCCAGCAGCUCUUCCAAGCCAUCAACCGGGUGCGCAAGAGCUGCAUGGCAUCCAUCUCUUGUGUGUGGUGUGAAGGCAUGGAUGGCCCUCUUCCCUUCCUCCCUCCCUGCUGCUCAGAUGCUGUCAUCGACGUCGUCUCUGUCAAUCCGCACCUACUCGGUCAUCCCCAUGACCUCCCAGCACGGGCUGCUGCAGUGGGUCUCACAGACAGAGCCGCUCAAGGGUGUCCUGGAGGAGCAGGCCAGGGUGGAUCGACAACGACUUGCCAGCGACGAGAAUGCCGCACAGGACGCCGCGCAAGCCAAGAGCCCGUAUGUGCAGGCCGCUGAGUUCUUCUCGGGCAAUCUGGUCGAUGUGCAGCGGAAGCGGAAAGAGAGAGACCUCGGGGGGCGCAGGGUGGCCAAAUGGAAUGACAUAUACAAGGGCAUAUUCGAGCUGACCCGUCAAGAAAUCCACGAGAACUACAUCAAGACAUGCGAGUGAGCGAGCGAGGGAGGGAGGGAGGGAGGGAGGGAAGGGCACGAGGUGCCAACAUGGAAAAUGACUCUGCUGUGUGUGGUUCCUGCAGGCGUAUGCCGUCCGAUUUGUUGCGGAAGCGACUGUGGGAGUCGAGUCUGACCCCGGAUGCGUUCUUCGUCCUGCGCAAGAACUUCUGCAUCUCACUGGGGGCCUUCAACGCGGCGGCAUAUGUGCUGGGCGUCGGCGACAGGCACCCCGAGAACUUCCUACUCGACACGCAGAACGGCGAGGUCACACAGCAGACACGCAAGCAACAAGAGGCAUGGGAUCCCUCUGUGGUGAAUGCAAUGCCUGUGCUGCAGGUGGUGGGUAUCGACUUUGGCUAUUCCUUCAGCACGGGCAUCCGGAUGCUCCCCAUCCCCGAGCUGGUGCCCUUCCGCCUCACCCCAAACCUCGUCGGAGUGGCCUGGCCCAUCGAGUCCGCCCAGGGCAGCGGCACCCUGCUCAACACACUCAUCGACACACUCACCGUCAUGCGCGCCGACCAGGCCGCCCUCACCUCGUUGUGUUCGAUCUUCAUCAACGAGCCUCUGGUGGAGUGGCAGCAGAAGGACGGCAAGAGGGACAUGAUGGACGAGGGCGGCGUGGGGGCCGACGGUGGCGAUGGGGUGGAGGGAGCGGGUGUGGCCGUGGCCAAGGGCCGGCUGGAGAUGGUGCAGCGGAAGCUGAGAGGCGAGGCGCCCACUGCCAUACUCAUCGACGAACUCAUGCACACCGUUCCUGUAAGUAAACAACAAGCACACCUGGCUGCAUCAACCAACUGCUUAUGAAUGAGAUACCUUACUGCUGCAGAAUUCUGCUGUUGCCGCCAUGGUGGAGUCCCGCGGCAAGCAGCCGCAGCGGACCAGCAGCAGGGCGGCCUCACACUGGCAGGACCUCCAGGACAUCGUGACGGGCGAGAGGGCCAACUCUCUGCGAUCUGAACUGCUCCGCGACGCCCUCACGAGGCGGCAUAGGGGGCCAUCCGCAGGGACCAAGGGGGCCACAGCGAUGAAUGGCGACGGUGUGACAGGGAAGGGCGUGGUGCUGAGUGUGUCGGAUCAGGCGCGGAGCCUGGUCGAUCUGGCGACGGACAGCAACGUGCUGGGCAGGGCGUUCAUCGGAUGGGCGCCCUGGGUGUGAGUGUGGGGGAUGUGUUGCCUGGCUCGGUGUUUUUAUUUUGGGAUGACGCUUAGAUGAGGAAGGUGUGUAUCUCAUCGCAUCUGCUGUACAUAGCAUAACCUACAUGACCGGCCUUUCCUGGACUGCAAUGAUUGCAAUGAGAUCGCUAUGAGAUCGAUAUGUAUGUGAGACUCGCGAACUGAAAGAAAGAACGAAUGA